Mesoplodon densirostris (Blainville's beaked whale) is the source of this 1272-nucleotide messenger RNA. RefSeq names its product solute carrier family 35 member D3 (gene SLC35D3). Gene Ontology annotation, cellular component: Golgi apparatus. NCBI's taxonomy places the organism in Eukaryota, Metazoa, Chordata, Mammalia, Artiodactyla, Ziphiidae. The coding region runs from base 1 to 1272 and encodes 423 amino acids. Gene Ontology annotation, molecular function: antiporter activity. The record is from RefSeq and is a predicted model, not a curated record. The transcript is spliced from 2 exons.
AUGCGGCAGCUGUGCCGGGGCCGCGUGCUGGGCAUCUCGGUGGCCAUCGCGCACGGGGUCUUCUCGGGCUCCCUCAACAUCCUGCUCAAGUUCCUCAUCAGCCGCUACCGGUUCACCUUCCUGACCCUGGUGCAGUGCCUGACCAGCUCCACCGCGGCUCUGAGCCUGGAGCUGCUGCGGCGCCUCGGGUUCAUCGCUGUGCCUCCCUUUGGCCUGAGCCUGGCUCGCUCCUUCGCGGGGGUCACCGUGCUCUCCACGCUGCAGUCCAGCCUCACGCUCUGGUCCCUGCGCGGCCUCAGCCUGCCUAUGUACGUGGUCUUCAAGCGCUGCCUGCCCCUGGUCACCAUGCUCAUCGGCGUCCUGGUGCUCAAGAACGGCGCGCCCUCGCCGGGGGUGCUCGCGGCCGUGCUCAUCACCACUUGCGGCGCGGCGCUGGCAGGAGCUGGCGACCUGACCGGCGACCCCAUCGGGUACGUAACGGGCGUGCUGGCGGUGCUGGUGCACGCCGCCUACCUGGUGCUCAUCCAGAAGGCGAGCGCCGACACGGAGCACGGGCCGCUCACCGCGCAGUACGUCAUCGCUGUCUCCGCCACCCCGCUGCUGGUCAUCUUCUCCUUCGCCAGCAGCGACUCUAUCCACGCCUGGACCUUCCCCGGCUGGAAGGACCCGGCCAUGGUGUGCAUCUUCGUGGCCUGCAUCCUGAUCGGCUGUGCCAUGAACUUCACUACGCUGCACUGCACCUACAUCAACUCAGCGGUGACCACCAGCUUCGUGGGGGUGGUGAAGAGCAUCGCCACCAUCACGGUGGGCAUGGUGGCCUUCAGCGAUGUGGAGCCCACCUCUCUAUUCAUUGCCGGAGUCGUGGUGAACACCCUGGGCUCCAUCAUUUACUGCGUGGCCAAAUUUUUGGAAACCAGAAAGCAAAGCAACUACGAGGACUUGGAGACGCAGCCUGGGGGAGAGGAGGCGCAGCCAAGUGGAGACCAGCUGCCGUUCGGCUUGGAGGAGCUGCCCGCGGAGGGUGGAAAUGGCGGGUCAGAAGGUGGGAAGGUAGCAGGUGGCUCCACUCAGCAGGGUGGGCAAGAGGCGGCGAGGGGCAGCCCCAGAGGAGUCCCGCUGGUGGCUGGGAGCUCGCAGGUCUCAGACAGCCCUGAAGAAGUGAGCAAGAGGUCCUUAAAGGCUACUUACCUCGAAGUGUGGAGGUUAGUUAGGGGAACCAAGUAUAUGAAGAAGGAUUAUUUGAUAGAAAAUGAAGAGUUACCCAGUCCUUGA